UUCUCUUGGCUAAUUAAUCCACAUAUGCUUCAGCAGGGCAUUUGCAAGGAUAUUUUUUAUAAAAGGAAAGAUGCAAGGAGAGGAGGAAAUAGAGCUGCAAUUUUCGCACAUGUGAUGGAGGGUCUGGAGAACAUGGCGUUUGUAGCCAACGCCAAUAGCUUUGUAACAUACUUCUACGACUACAUGAAUUUCAGCUUGACAAAGUCAGCCAACACCCUCACAAACUACAUGGGAACUGCAUUUUUAUUAACCCUCCUCGGUGGCUUCCUCUCUGAUACCUACUUGUCCAGAUUUAAAACCUGCGUCCUCUUCGCUUGCAUUGAGUUGGUGGGAUAUGCCUUACUAACAAUACAAGCACACCAGCCCCAACUAAGACCCUUUCCUUGCAAAGACAUUGGACCAGACCACAAGGACCAGUGCCAGGACCCAACAGCCAGCCAAGUUGCUUUCCUUCAAAGUGGACUAUACCUGAUUGCAUUAGGUACCAGCGGAGUCAAAGCAGCUUUGCCAGCUUUAGGAGCUGAUCAGUUCGACGCCACGGACCCCAAGGAGGCGUCUCUCCUAGCAAGCUUCUUCAACUGGUUCUUGUUUAGCUUCACCUCUGGAGCUAUUCUCGGAGUCACUUUCUUUGUAUGGAUAAGUACCAACCGCGGCUGGGACUGGGGAUUAGGCAUUUCGACCGUCGCUGUAUUCCUUGCUGUCCUCCUUUUAUGCAUGGGUUACUCUUUGUAUCGUAAUAACGUUCCCAAGGGAAGCCCCCUCCUCCGUAUUCUACAGGUUUUUGUGGCUUCGUUCCGAAACCGUAAGCUUCCAAUCCCAGAGAAUGAAGCAGAACUACACGAGGUUCAUGACAAAGAAAAAGGGCAAGACCAUGAGAUUCUUCAGAGGACAGAUCAGUUCCGAUUCUUGGACAAGGCAGCAGUGGUUAGCAGUAAUCCAGGACAAUGGAACUUGUGCACAGUUACACAAGUUGAAGAAACAAAGAUUCUAAUUCGCAUGCUCCCAAUCUUACUAAGUACUAUCUUCAUGAACACGUGUCUGGCGCAGCUUCAGACUUUUACCAUCCAACAAAGCACAACCCUGGACACCAAUCUCUUGGGUUUCAAAAUCCCUGGCCCCUCCAUCCCCGUAUUCCCUCUGCUGAUCAUGUUCUUUACUGUCCCCUUAUAUGACAGGUAUUUUGUUCCGUUCGCUAGAAGAAUCACAGGGAUCCCCACCGGCAUUCGCCACCUCCAGCGGAUUGGAAUUGGCUUGGUGCUCUCUAUCAUUUCCAUGGCAGUUGCCGGAGUGGUCGAGACCCGGCGCAAGUCUGUGGCCUUUCAACAUGGUCUGGUUGACGGUAGUAAGCCUUUGCCAAUGACCGUGUUCUCGCUGGCAAUCCAGUAUGGAAUAUUUGGGUUCGCAGAUAUGUUUACUUUUGUUGGAAUUCUAGAGUUUUUCUAUGAAGAGAGCUCAGCUGGUAUGAGGUCACUAAGCACAGCCAUCUCCUGGAGUUCAUUAGCAUUUGGCUACUUCUUGAGCUCAGUGGUGGUGGAGGUGGUAAACAAAGUAAGUGGUGGAUGGUUAGCUAGUAAUAAUCUCAACAGGGAUAAGCUCAACUACUUCUAUUGGCUAUUGUCAGCGCUCAGUGUGGUGAAUUUUGGGGUCUAUUUGAUGUGUGCUUCUUGGUAUAAAUACAAAAAGGUGGAAGUAAAGGAAGGUGAUUCCAAGUAAAAGGUUGUAAUAGUAACAGUUUAACGAAGGUGCCUGGGAAUGUAUCAUUUAAGGUAGGGAUUUUCCUGAGGCUUUUGUAGUUUUAUAUAUUGCUACCCAAGGGGUUGUGGUUUCGUUGUAUGGUAGCAUUGUACUGCAACUCAUAUAAAUAAAAUUAGCAUAUAUCAGAAUCAUGGGACCUGAUUAAGUGUUGAUAACCGAAUUGUCUAUGGAGUGCAGCUCAAAAUUACCCUAAGAGCCACCAAGAAAGGAUUUUUUCAACUUAUAUACUCUCAACAGUUUCGUAAGUACUAGCAAAGCAGCUGUGUAGCUUAUAAAAUUUUCCAGCAAUUAUAUACCGUUGAGGAAUCAAAUGGAUUAUGUGUAGUUGAAAUAAUAAAUCCCACCAAGAAAAAAUAGCCAAUAAAGGAAAAAUAUGCAAGCAACGGAUAAACCUAGCCACAACAAAUUCAACUAUCUUGAGGGAGAGAGAAGCAAAUAAAAUAAGAAAAGAGAGCAAGAAACAAGCACAUCAAAUAUAACAUGGUUGAUCAAGCUGAUCUACAUCCAUGGGGCAAGCAAGGAAGAGUAUCUUUCAUUAAUUUUGAAAAAUUACAAGCUUGCAGACUCCAACAAUGGCCUCCAAGAGAACACACUCUCUCUAAAACAGGGUUUCUCACUCAUAAUAUAACCCAUAGUUCCAGUCCCAGAAAGAAAUGAUCACUAAAGAAGGGCUAAAAUGUCAUUUUAGCACCCAAUUUUCGCAAUGCUUCUCCAAAACUCCAUUUUUCCUCACGACAAAGACUCAACACCAUUGCACAUCAAAACAAAACACCAUCAAGCUUGUUAACUUCAAGUUAGAGUCAUAUUCAACAUAUAAACAUAUAAUUGCAGCGAAAUCACAAAUUAAAAUCAAGCAUAAACUCAAAACAUUCUAAAGGUAAGCUGUUGUUAAUCUUUUUUGUUACAGGGUUUCUCACUCAUAAUAUAACCCAUCGCUCCAGUCCCAGAAAGAAAUGAUCACUAAAGAAGGGCAAAAAUGUCAUUUUGGCACCCAAUUUUCGCAAUGCUUCUCCAAAACUCCAUUUUUCCUCAC
Messenger RNA from Ziziphus jujuba (common jujube), 2788 nucleotides. RefSeq names its product protein NRT1/ PTR FAMILY 4.6. Gene Ontology annotation, cellular component: membrane. The record is from RefSeq and is a predicted model, not a curated record. The coding region runs from base 25 to 1713 and encodes 562 amino acids. Lineage: Eukaryota; Viridiplantae; Streptophyta; Magnoliopsida; Rosales; Rhamnaceae. Gene Ontology annotation, molecular function: transmembrane transporter activity. Gene Ontology annotation, biological process: transmembrane transport. The transcript is spliced from 5 exons.